This is a messenger RNA of Dichotomopilus funicola, 1239 nucleotides long. RefSeq lists its product as uncharacterized. Bases 1 to 1239 code for a protein of 412 amino acids. The transcript is spliced from 5 exons. The record is from RefSeq and is a predicted model, not a curated record. NCBI's taxonomy places the organism in Eukaryota, Fungi, Ascomycota, Sordariomycetes, Sordariales, Chaetomiaceae.
AUGGUCGCCCAGCUGCCGCCCGAAGUCGCAGGCGUCGCCGUUGGCGUGCUUGUCUACAGUCUCGUCUGUUUAGCCAGCGGUUUCUUUCUGCUGUGGCUCGUCUGGAUUCACGAUGAGCGUAGGAGCUACGUCGCCCUGCUGGCCUCCAUGAUGACACUGCACACGGUCGCCUCCAUCGCCCAGCAAAUACACACCAUUGUACGGUGGCGCGACAUUAAGAUAGAGCAGUACGCGAACUUAGUCGCCAACGUCGGCAACCCAGAGCUGAAUAUCACGGGGGCAUCGACAGGUUUAGACCUGGUCUUGUUCUACAUCCAGUACUAUGCCUACAACGUCGAAUCCAUGGCCGUCUUCUUCUGGGCCGUCGGGCUAGCGAAGAGUAUCUUCCAGCUGCGCAUCACCAAGAUGUACCACCUCCACGCCAGCCUCUUCGCCCAGGGCUUCGCCACCGUCGUGCCCGCCGUACAGAUGCUCUUGCUUCGCUACAGUGACAUAAAUAAGAGCACCAUCGGGUUUAUGGUGCUGGCUAGUGCCAUCAUGGCCGCUUGUUUCGCCGGAGGCGCCCUUCUGCUCCUUGGCAUCCUGGCGUGCUACAUACACUCGCGCAUCACGCUCGCAUCCUGGAACGUCCGCUACGGCCAAGCCACCUCGGGCGGCUCCGGCACAAACGGCUCCCACUCCGGCACCCGCCCCGGCACCUCUAGCGCGGUGCAGCCGGCCCGGAUGCGCACUAUAUACGACAGGUGGCUCGUCCUGCGCUUCACCGUUGCCUUUGCCGCUCUAAGUCUCUUCCAAGUUAUAAUCAUUAACUUUCAGCUCCGCGCCGCCGCCACCAACAAGCGCGCCAACGUCCCGCCGCAGCCCGACCUCAGCGUGGACCGCGCCCGUGGCGACUUGGCGCUGUUUGCGCCCGCCCCGACGGCCGACUUGUUCGCCUUCAUCGUAUUUGGUACGACCCGCACGUUCAGGGAGUACAUGUGGAAUCUGUUCGUGCCGCGCUCGGUUAGGGAGAAGGUCGAGGUGCGGAGGAAGAGGAAGAGGGCGGUCGAGGCGAGUGGUGGGGAGGUCGAGGUGCUGCAUGAUGCUACGGGGAGCGCGGCGAGGGACUUGGAGGUUGGUAAUGGAGGAGUGGUGAUAGGGUUGGGGGUUACAGGAGUGAGGAGGGAGGAGGGGGAUGGGAAGAGCGACGAGUGGCCGAUUUUAAAAAGGGGAGUCGGGGAGAUGGUGAGGGAAAGGUGA